Molecule: messenger RNA, 4225 nt
Organism: Cherax quadricarinatus
Lineage: Eukaryota; Metazoa; Arthropoda; Malacostraca; Decapoda; Parastacidae
Source: RefSeq, a predicted model, not a curated record
GACCUCAGUCGCUGUGAGAAACAGGAUUACUAAAUCAUGUACUUCCUCACCCCCAGGAGAGAGGCUGGUAACCUGGGUAACGAAUGGACGGAGGCAACGUCAAGAGAAUCGUCGUUCCACUUGAGGUGACAGACAAAGCGGCGCCCGAACUUAAUUUGGUGAUGCUGGCGGGUAGCAAGGCCAGGGCACACAGACAGAAGGAUGGAUCCCUCAUCCUCACUCCUGAUACCAUCACCAACUUCGCCUAUGAGAUCCCUACACUGAACCCCAGCUUCGUCACUAAAAAGUACCGCUACUUUUACGGCAGCUGUGGAAACAUGACUGGUACUACUGGUAAGGUUGGCAAGAUAGAUCUGGAGACCCGAGAGACGAAGGAUUGGUUUGAAGAUGAUCUUUAUACCAGCGUAGCAUACUUCGUGCCCAGACCAGGAGCCACGGCUGAGGAUGAUGGUGUGGUCCUGGUGACUCUGCUUCACGGUGCUCACAAGAAUAAAGUCACUCUCCUGGUGUUGAAUGCUAGGGAUAUGAGCGAGGCAGCACGUGUCACCUUCACCACUCCUUCAGAUGUACCGCGCUCCCUCCACGGCAUCUAUAUCCCAGCAUGAGCAAAGAUAUCCAAGUAAUGCAUUAUUAAGAGCAAUGGGAAGGCAAACAAUUACUAUGCAAGAGCAGGAGAACUCAUACACAGAUGAAUAACAAGAAAAUGAUGGUUUUGGAACAGGAGAAUGUGUGGAAAGAUGACAACCUGGCCAAGAUAGAAAGAUUUUCUUGAGCAUAGUAAAGUCAUUGGAGAAUACAGUUAUUUGGUAAUAGAGCAGAUGAUGAGACAGUUAACAAUAUACAGUGGAACCUCAAAAAUCGAACUGCUCCCAACACAACCAAUUAUGUAAGUGUAUUUUUGUAAGUGCUUUUAUAAGUGUAUUUUUGAGGGUUUGAAAUGGACUAACCUAAUUUACAUUAUUCCUCAUGGGAAUAAAUUCAUUCGGUAAAGGCACUCGAACAGCCUUCUGGACCAAAGAAAGUUCGAUAUUUGAGGUUCCACUGUACAUUCAAGGUAUUCCAACAUCUACUUCUAAAGUAAGGCAGAGGAGAUAGUGAAAACUGAUCAGUGAUUAUGAACAGAACCUCAGUGAAGAGCAGCAAAUGGCUACCAUGAAACUAAUAAACACAUACGCUAGUCUGGAAUGAUAAGAUAUAGAAAUAGUAUACCAAAAUCUAACUGUGAAUACAAUCUUAAUUAUGAGAUACAACACUUCUGUUAUUUUCACACCAAGUAUUAGAACUGCAGUAGUCUGUUUACAUGAUUACACAGAAUAAAGCUAAAAUAUAAACAUUAUUAUUAUUAUAAUCAAAAAGAAGCGCUAAGCCACAAGGGCUAUACAGCUAAAAUAUAAACAAUAAAUUGUAGUACAGACUGAAAACUCGAGAUUUUUUUUCCUUAACGAAUUCCAAAUGUUCAAGUAUACAGUGGACCCCCGGUUAACGAUAUUUUUUCAUUCCAGAAGUAUGUUCAGGUGCCAGUACUGACUGAAUUUGUUCCAUAAGGAAUAUUGUGAAGUAGAUUAGUCCAUUUCAGACCCCCAAACAUACACGUACAAACGCACUUACAUAAAUACACUUACAUAAUUGGUCGCAUUGGGAGGUGAUCGUUAAGCGGAGGUCCACUGUAUUUAAUAAUAUUGCAUUUAUGUUCUAGGUUUUGGAAAUAUAUUUAAGUGUAUAAAAAUAUCAUAGUAACAAUAGGAAAAAAUCCAAGAGCUUUCAUGUGCUUACACACAUUUUCAGAAAUACUCUUUGUCUUCAUUCCAUCCUAAUCUUACUGAAAUUGGACUUUGGUGACCAACUGUAUUCUUCAAAUUCCCUCAUUACUCUUUCCAAACCAGAUCACAUUCAUCAUUAUUAUUAUAACCAAAAGGAAGCACUAAUACAUUCAUGAGUUAUGUUUGAUUCUCUAGGCUUUUCAUUUUUCCCCAACUGUGAGCCCAUAUGCAGAGGUAUUAUAAUCAAAACUAAGCGCUUAACCCACCAGGGUCAUACAGUGCUGUUUAUGCAGAGGUAAACAUUCCACCUUUGCAAGAUCAGCACAAAGCCCAUUGUCUCACAUUUUGUCUGCAUCUAGACCAUGAUCCUGCUGUGAAUAGAAUGUUAACAGAUAUUAGUAAAGAUUCUUUGCUUGUCUCCUCUGCUUACUAUGCCCAUUCUCUCUCUAUUGGAUUCCCUCAGUAUUCCUCCCCUCUAUCCACCCUGCUUCUUACUUUUUUUCUCUCCCCUUGGUUAGUCCCAAUAAUGUGUCUGCUUUUUCCUCGUUGUGUGAAAGCUCAUUUACCAAUUAACUACACAUUUAUUCUUGAUCACUUCUAUUCUCAUUCUACUGCAGUGUACACUUAUGGUUCUAAAUCCUGUUCGUGGAGGGAGUGCAACAGUUUUUCCCGACAGUCAUCUGAGGUCAUUAGAAUGGGCCAGCAUUUUCACAGCAGAGUUGCAUACAAUUCUUAUGGUCGUUAUGCACAUUGCAUUGAUGUCUGCCAAUCAUUUGUAGUAGUUUCAGUCUCCUAUAGUUCAUAACACGUUAUUCAUUAUUAUAAUAAAAAAAAAGUGCUAAACCUACAAGGGUCAUACAGCACAGCAGGGCAGGGAAGGGUGCAUGGGCAUUGGAUAGCAAGAGGGAGAGGUAUUAUUAUGAUGUCAUGGAGUGGAGCAGGACAGUAGAUAGUGCAAGGAUAGAAAGUAGCAAGAGAGUGAGGUAGAAAAGGCUGAGGAGUGCUAGAGGCAUCAUCAAAGUUUGUGCAGUAAAUCAAAUGCUGUCAAAGUCAAUGAGAGAGUCUGGGUUAAAGGUGGGUCCAUCAGCAAGGAGGGAAGGAACAGGUUAUUCAGAAAUUUUAUUUCCUUCAUUUUAGUGUCUUAUGUAUAAGACUUGGGUCCCUGGACAUUAUUUUCAGGGUAAUGAACAGGCAGACUCGGCUGCUUUUUCAGACUAACAAACUUCUUGCACUAACAUUUUUAUUAUACCUCUUGCACUCUCCAUACCCUCGCUACCCCUUACCCUUCCACACUCCUGAAUCUCUCAUUCCUAACCUCUGCAUAUUCCUCAUUAACACAUCACUUUCUACAGUGUUAUAAGACCCUUCUGGGUUUAGCACAAUAAUUUUGUUGUCCAUAAACAUAUAUCAGGUAUUCUUUUAAUACAUUCUGUAGGACAUUCCAAGCGUUUAGAGUCAUCCCCAGCAAGUUAAAUGUUUUAUCCCUUUUUUCAGGAGGUAAAUGAUCUCUACAUUCUCAGACUGAGAUGUCUCUCCUCCCCUGAAGUAGCCAUGCAAUCCCAACAAGGGCAACAUCAUAAGAAACCUCUUUCAGAUGAGGAAAAACAAGGAUGUCUAUCCCUAUGACAGACAUCCUUGUGUCUACAGCUGUGGCCCCAUUAGCCUGGGAAGUCCCAGGCACCUAUGAAGCAGUGUAGAGAGGGCUUUCUAGUGUUAUAUAUAAUGAGAAAAAAAAAUAGUCCAUGCAAAGGUCAAUCACUUUUCAGACUUAGACAGUUCAGAGGUAGAGAAUCAAUCCAUCAAAUACCCAGCUGAAAGGAUCAAUGAUACUACAUAUAUGAUGGGACUGCUUUAUUAAUAUACAGUUCAUGCCUAUAUCUCGGUUCAGUCAUCAUGCACAGGUUCUCACAGAUACACACAGCCUUUGCUAAGGUACACAUCUCCUAGAAAUUCAAAUUAGUGUGUUAAUGAUCUAUAACUCAAGGAAAAAAUCAAAAUUUAAAUUACUGCAUAUAUCUUCAACUUAAUGAAAGUUCAUAAGUACAAAAACUAAAAUCAACAAGUGAUCAAGUCACUUAUUUACAGCAGUAUGGUAAGUCCCAUGCCUAUUUCAAAUUUCACAUACUGAAUUUUUGCAAUUUACAUCAGAUCUAGAAUAAUUAUUUUAAAUAUAAUUAAUUCCAAUUAAUUGGAAAACCUACACAAAUUGUUAUGACAUCUGUCAAAUUUAUGGCAUAUAAUUUUUGCUUGCUUCUGAGGAGCCUUACACAGCUUAGCAUUCUAACAAAAUUGUAUGCUAUUUAAUAUUUUUAAGCACAAAAACUGAAAAUGAUGCCUAUGAGGAUUCUUCGUGUCAUAACAUUUUAAUAUUCCCUGUCAGGGCAUCAUGAGAAUUCCAACACAGGUUGGCCUAUAAAUCAGUAUUAUAUCAUAGCAUGACAUUUUUUAUAACACUAACGUAUUAA